Molecule: messenger RNA, 652 nt
Organism: Ipomoea triloba (trilobed morning glory)
Lineage: Eukaryota; Viridiplantae; Streptophyta; Magnoliopsida; Solanales; Convolvulaceae
Product: probable serine/threonine-protein kinase CST
Exons: 2
Coding region: 164-634 (156 amino acids)
Molecular function (GO): ATP binding
Source: RefSeq, a predicted model, not a curated record
UUCUCUUUUUGGGGAAAAAAGUCGAACUUACAAAGAAAAAUGUGGUAUGUUUUCCCAUUGAAAAUCAAGACUCCCCUUUUAUAGUCAACGAUGUCUGUCUGUUUCUCCAUACGACUUCUAUUUCUUGUUUGGUUUCUGAGCUAUUAGCACAUCAGUGUAAUCAAUGGGGAAUUGCUUCGGAUGGAAGGCUGCUGACGCUAACACUGGCACCACAGUUCCCCAGAGCUCUUCAUGCUGGCCUUUCGCUCCAGGGGCAUUGACAAGCUGCAGUGUAGGCUCUACUGCAUUUUGGGCAAUGAGCAGAAUUGCUGGCUAUAUAAGGCUUUCAGCAGCAGAGAGUGAAGACACAAAUAAUGCCAGUGGAGAGAUUUUGCCUAAACCAAAUUUGAAGGUUUACAGUUUGGCUGAUUUGAAAGUGGCCACUGGGAAUUUCAAGUCUGACGUGGUCCUGGGGAUAGGAGGUUUUGGGACAGUGUUCAAAGGAUGGGUUGAUGAAAACACACUUGCACCAUCUAAACUUGGCACUGGAAUGGUUGUUGCUAUCAAAAAAUUGAACCCUCAAAGUACACAAGGAUUUGAGGAGUGGCAGGUACUGCAAUACACAUUUUGCUCAUUCCUUAUCCCGAAAGGUUAAUUCCCCAACCCCAAAGGC